AUGCUGAUGGACAGGGACCCGGUGAUUGCAACCCUCGAUAUCGAAUACAACGAGCUGACCGCCAACUGGAAAUAUUUUUAUGAAGCCGUCGAGCCCAGCGACCUCGGUGUCGGUGAGGCUUGUCGUCCCGACUCCGCCGCCGAACUCGUUGCUUUCGUGCAAGAGGCGCAGAACAGCAGCAGCAGUAACGUCGCCGCUCUAUGUAGUCGCUUCUGCAGUUCGUUGGAUGUCCACCGGGUACUCCUGUUGCCCUUACCCGCAGGCGAGAUCUAUCUGUCGCUGUUUCAUGGCGUGCUUCAGUCCCUCAUCAAGGCGUCCGCCGCGUAUCCCCGGAUCAUGGAACGGCUUUUGCAGGCCCUCGUCGAGGUCGGCGAGGCCAUUCACUCAUCACAGGAACAACAACAGCACCACCACCAGCGUCCUCUACCGUCUAUCGUGGUACGGAUCUAUUCGUUGACCUUCCUGCUGCUCGGCGAGCUCAUGAACUGGUAUAUCUGCAUGGCCAAGUGCCGGCUGCUCGGCAGUCACCACUACGAUUUAUACGAGGACGUUCGCACCCUAGUCGCCAGCGUCCGACGGAGUACCUGCUCACUCAAUCUCGGCGGCUGCCACAACGGUGACCAGAUGGACUGCGACGAAGACCCUACGCCGCCAAGCCCUUGGGAAGCCUCCAGGCUGCACCAGAUCGGUCUGCAGGGCCAGGACCGCCGGCUUGCAUGUCAGAACGCCUUGACCCGGCGCCUGAUCUGGGACAUCCAGUGCGACGCCGCGCAGCGGAGCGCCCUUGUCAACGAGCGGGAGGCGCUGUUGUCCCGCUUCCUCGAGGCCAUCACGAGUCGGCUCCAACCGGUCGACGGGGAGAAGGAGAAAAAUGAAAAUGACGAGACGUCAAACAGCAGGACUGUGUGUUUGUUGACGUCGACAGCAGCAGACCUGGACCACCCUCGCUUCGAGUGGAAACACGGCUCCAAGCGCAAGCUGAGGAGGAGCCAGCUCCAGCUGGCCUCGAAACACUUCCAAUCCUUCUUCGACGACCACGAUCAACGCCUUGACUUCGACGUCGACGUCGACACGGACCCGGACCACCGUGAUCUGCCUGUAGAGCAGUCGGUAUUUGCCUCGCUGCAUCAAUGGGUUGUGAACCCACAGAUCCUCUCGAUAGGAGGAGACCCGACCAUGAACAGCACAGGGCAAACGUAUGUCCUUUCCACCCCGAAACUCAUCUCCGCCUAUUGCGUGCAUGCAGCCCGCACGACGAACAUUCCUCUCAUCUCGCACUUCUGCACCCUUCCAGUCCCGCCGUCCGAGACAAAGGCAUCGUCAUCUUCAUCACCAGCAUCAGCAUCCCAGGGUCUGAUCAGGUUGGCCUACAGCCUCAUCCGCCAGCUGAUCAACCACCUGCCACCCGUGUUCGACUGCGACGCCGGCUCCGAUCUAAGCAGCGAGCGGUUCCGUCGCUUCGACGGCUCGCUCAAGGUCUGGGCCGACACUUUGUCCCUACUGGAUAGUCUCUUGUCUGCUGCUCCGCCGCUGCUGCUCUGCGUGAUCGACGGCGUCGACGUCCUUCUUGCCCAGGACGAAGACGAGCAGAGGACGAGAGAGUAUCUCUUCGCGUUGUUGCGAGUGCUGCGCACCUUUGCCUCCAGGAACAGACUCAAGGUUUUGUUGACUCUGAGGUGUGACCCGUCUGUUUUGGCCUAUAACCUAUAA
Messenger RNA from Penicilliopsis zonata CBS 506.65, 1710 nucleotides. RefSeq lists its product as hypothetical. Bases 1 to 1710 code for a protein of 569 amino acids. The record is from RefSeq and is a predicted model, not a curated record. NCBI's taxonomy places the organism in Eukaryota, Fungi, Ascomycota, Eurotiomycetes, Eurotiales, Aspergillaceae. The transcript has 3 exons.